Ilyonectria robusta is the source of this 869-nucleotide messenger RNA. RefSeq lists its product as uncharacterized. The coding region runs from base 337 to 822 and encodes 161 amino acids. The transcript has a single exon. The record is from RefSeq and is a predicted model, not a curated record. NCBI's taxonomy places the organism in Eukaryota, Fungi, Ascomycota, Sordariomycetes, Hypocreales, Nectriaceae.
UAGGGAUUCUGGAUAUGUUCUAGAUCUCGGGGCGCCGCGGAGAGCUCAUUCUGCUCUGGAGAGCCACUAUGGACUACCUACGUACUACGCGGGAUGUACGGCGCUACAGCAAUACAACGCGGUCACGCACGACGGAGCAGUCCCGGGACACGGCGUUGGCUUGAGAUUGCCGUGCAUGACGACUUCACCACGGGCCUGUCCCGUCCCGUAACGCGCUGUCAACAACGGGUCUAUCGCGGAAAAAGCAACAGCCUCGUCCUCGCCAUGGGGCCGGAAAAGCCUCGCCCGAACCAUUGACGCUCUCACGGUGCCUUCUCCUUCUCCUUCUCCUUCUCCAUGCUCAGACAUCAGGACUGGAGGGGUGCGUGGAACCGGCCGGACAGGGCUUCCAGGGGCCUUGCACUAGCCCUGCUAGCCCUGCCAACACUUGGCCCUGGCUUAACGCUUCCCACGCGGUACAUCCAAGGUACAUGCGCUGUACGGCUCCGUCCCCCGUGCCUGUGCCCGUGCCCGUGCCAUGUGUGCGACGGCGUCCGCGAUCCUGUGGAUGAAUGCGCAUGGCAUGUGCCUCUAAGCACUGCUCAUCUGCGUUGCUCCAUAUGCUGUGUUCCGUAUGCUGUGGUGUGUUGUGUUGUGCUGCGCUGCGCUGCGCUUUGCUGCCUUGUUUUCUUUUGGUUGUGUUCUCUGCUGGACGAAGACGAUGAUAAUACAGCGUUACUACCUAGGUACCAAGGUAAGUACUCAGCCAAACUUCAACCACUCAUCCGAAUUGCGAUUGCGCCACCCACAUCCCGAGAUAGGAGCUGCUGCAAGUGCAAUUGAUACAUUUCAUUGGAGCUCCGGCACGACAACGUCUUUUGUAAAAAGAA